Molecule: messenger RNA, 1120 nt
Organism: Sturnus vulgaris (Common starling)
Lineage: Eukaryota; Metazoa; Chordata; Aves; Passeriformes; Sturnidae
Gene: KAZALD1
Product: Kazal type serine peptidase inhibitor domain 1
Biological process (GO): regulation of signal transduction; regulation of cell growth
Cellular component (GO): extracellular region
Molecular function (GO): insulin-like growth factor binding
Source: RefSeq, a predicted model, not a curated record
CUAGACAGGGAGACCAGAGCAGUGCCAGAAAUCCCCAUCCAAGUGACAGCGGGAUUGGGAUAGAGGAGCUGCCAUGAGGAUGUCUGAAGCCAAGCCCUUCAGCAUCUCUUGCCUUGUGCUUUCCUUGCUUUCCUUGCACUGGGCUUUGCUCCAGCUGGGCCAGGCUUUUCCCAGCACCUCUGACUACCUCCAGCGGGGCUGGCAGCGGCUGCUGGAGGAAGGGGAGGGCUGCACGGAGUGCCAGCCAGAGGAGUGCCCGAUGCCACGCGGGUGCCUGGCUGGCACAGUGCGGGAUGCCUGUGACUGUUGCUGGGAAUGUGCCAACCUGGAGGGACAGAUCUGUGACCUGGACAACACCAACCAUUUCUACGGCAAGUGUGGGGAGCACCUGGAGUGCCGGUUGGAUGCCGGGGAUUUGCGUCACGGAGAGGUGCCCGAGCCCCAGUGCGCCUGCCUCUCCCACCUGGCCCUCUGCGGCUCUGAUGGCAAAACCUACGCCCAGAUCUGCAGGUUCCUGGAGGCUGCCCAUGCCCACCCUGAUGCCAACCUCACUGUGGCCCACGAAGGUCCCUGCGAGUCAGAACCUCAGAUCACCUCUCCUCCCUAUGACACAUGGAACAUCACUGGGCAGGAUGUCAUCUUCGGCUGCGAGGUCUUCGCCUACCCCAUGGCAUCCAUUGAGUGGAGGAAGGAUGGCACAGAGAUGCUGCUGCCUGGAGAUGACCCCCACAUCUCUGUCCAGUUCAGAGGUGGCCCCCAGAAAUAUGAAGUGACAGGCUGGCUGCAGAUCCAGGGUGUGCGGGUGACGGAUGAGGGCACGUACCGCUGCUUCGCCAGGAACAGGGUUGGGGAGGUGGUGGCCUUGGCCAGCCUGACUGUCUUCACACCAGACCAACUCAACCUGACAGACUUCUCUCUGCUGAAGCCCCGCAUGAAACCUGAGGACUACGGGGAGAGUGAUGAGGACUACUACUAGCCCAGAGAUGGCCUGUCCAGCUGCAGAGAUCACCUUGCCCAUAGCAGCCUUUCCCUGGGGCUCGGGGACAUCUCUGGAGCAAGCACCCUCAAGCCCAAAACUCCUCUGAAUAAUCCUGGCACAGAAGCCUGUUUUUUGGGGUGG